UCGUGCACGCAUCUCGCGUCUCCGAACAUGCCUCCACGUGAAAAAGCGUGAUCUUUCUGGUGGCACGCGCCAUGCGACUCGGAACAGACGAUGACGAUACGAUAAUGACGACGACCGCCGCCGCGAUAUCCUACCGGUCAGCUUCCGGUUCGCGAUUCGCGCUUGAAAGAUCGCCGCGCGAGUGGCCCCACGAUGAGAAGACGCUGAUUAACACGCUCGUGUGACACAUCGCGGUGUGUCGCAAAAUGCGCAGAGAACCUUUGGUGUAUGUUCGAACGACGAAAUGCCAACAUUUGCGUCCACUUACACACUCAGCGUUGCAAAUUUUAUAAGAAACGUGGAGAGAGAGGGAGAGGGAGGGAGAAAGAGAGAAAAAGGGUCUCUGAGAGGCAUUUUAUAUAAGGGAUACAAAGCUUCUCUCGGGCCCCUUUCCCUUCUUCUUCAUCCUGUUUUUAUUUACUACAGUUUUGUGCCACAAGCCGUAGCCUGAAUAAGGCCAAGAAGGGUAUGGAACACGUACUAACGUUUUAUUAUAUAGAUAAUCUAUGAACUGUUGCGAGAACGUGUAAUAUAGAUUACAGUUAAUAUUUUGACUCUCGAGGCCUCCUUUGGGCCUCGGGUAUGAUGUACUCCCUGCGUCCCCCUAUCAUAGGUCCUAAAGAGAGAGUUAGAGAGAAAGAUAGAAUGUUCCCUUUAAUUCGAUCGCGACGCGCCGACGACCUUUUUUCUGAGUGAUUUUAAUCGUCUUAGUAACUAAGAAGAAGACGUAAUUAAACUCUCGAUUGACACAGCAACAAACUGAGAUAUUAAACGCCUUAAAUUGAACAUACAAAUAGAUUUACGAGAUGCACAACAAAAAUAACUCUCAAGAUAAAUCAUAUCCCUGUUGUAAAAUUUUUGAUUGAGGCUUCAAUGUUAUUUAUAUCCUCAAGAGAGGAUUGGUUCACGCAUUUAUGUUUUUAUUGCCGGUAAUCCCUUCUGUAAUUUUUGCGCGUAAGAACGCGUUGCACUUCGCGUGUGAUAAACUAAAUACGAAACAAGUCUAUUGAUAAUUGCGAGACACAAAUUGCAGCGCAGAAAUAACGAAAUAGUUAACAAUAUUUGUCUACUUUAUCAAUUUUGUGAAAUUGGUCGCGUGGCGACAUCUCUUCCGGAAAUCUCUGUUCGCUUAUCGCCCGUACUGCUUGUGCAGUUAUAAAUAUAACCUUUAUCUGUACCGUACCGCCUUUCGAUGAACGUUAUCGUUUUCGCAGGUGCGCGUGUCCGUUUUUUGGCCUCUGCGCGAAUCCAUGAUGCAACACGGCCCUGAAACCCGUAAGACCUAGGUGAACGCAGUGGUAUCGAACCAAAGGGCACGCGCUAACGAAAUCCGAACGAAAAUUCGCUUCGUGCGCACAACAUUCCGUGUGCGCAAAUUUUAUUCCCAUUGAAAGAAACGCGAGAAUUUGCUAGAUUCGCAUUGGGCGAAAAAUCGUGAUUGCGUAACGCGGAUGACUCCGACGCGCUCACGUAAAUAACGUAAAUUAUGUACGUGUUUGUUCCUCACAUGCGAAUCUGCCAAAACAAUAGUGAAAAGAUCGUAGUGCCGACGCGGCGAAAAUCCGCGAUGGAAUGCGGAAAACGCUGACAGGAUUUCGCCACUCGAUUUGACCCGAAGUGUUCUGAUUUCUUGAUAUCGCGUUUCUCAAAGUGCUUCAAGAAAGACCGUAGUGCCGACGCAACAGUGUCAACUUGGAAUUUCUUCGAAGAUGCGAAUUUGAUUUCCCAUCGAAACAUCAGCGAGCAAGCGACCGUUCCUGAAGCAGCAAACGGAUUCUGCAAAAUCCGCAAGUGAGGGAGAAGAGACUGCUGUUUCAGCGGAACGAAAAACCACACUCACGUGAAGCUGAUGCCGGUACGAUUCGACUGGAAACGCGGCUCGAAACGGACGUGUCCGCGCCACUGGGCGCGCGCACCGCGCACGCUGCGCGAACGUCGCGCCAGUUCGAUCGACGACGGUCGCCGGCGAAUCGGCGGCGUCACAGAGGGUAGAGAGGCACACGUGGUGGUAGUGGUGGAGGUGGUGAGUGCGCCGCGAGUGCCGGCGAUGUACGGGCGCGCACAGUAGGGCAACGAGCAGUUGGCCGUGUAGUCGGAUCAGGUGCCGCGUACCGGUACCGUUAAUCGUGCGCUCGUCGCGUGAACUUGGUAGUGCGCGCGAAGCUUCCGCAAGCUUCUUCCCGCCGAUUACUCGUUGCUCUUCUCCGUUCCUCCCUCCGUUUCUUCCGUUCGUUUCCUUCCGCCUGCCCACGUGUACCACGUGCACAUAUUGUUGAAUUCCGGUACGCGUGUGCGUGCGCGCGCACAGUAAUGCCCACAUUGCGCGCCGCAUCUUCCGGGCUCCGCAUUUUCAUUCUCAGUGCGUGACACUCGAUCCGAACCGGUUUCGAGCUGAGGAUCCACGUCUGCUCUGCGACGCAAACGAUAUGCCGGACAAGGUAGCGCCGGCGGAAAAGAUGGUCCUGCGGCCGUCGAACACCGCGAGCCCCGACAGCGAGGGUGUCAAGCUGAAACGGGAGCUCGGCUUGUGGGACGGCGUGGCGAUCAUCGUCGGCAUCAUCGUCGGCGCCGGGAUUUUCGUGUCUCCCAAGGGUGUGCUCAUUAACAGCGGCAGCGUCGGCCAGGCCCUCAUCGUCUGGGUGUUCUCCGGAAUCCUAUCCCUAAUUGGAGCACUUUGUUAUGCAGAACUGGGUACGAUGAUUCCCAAAUCUGGUGGCGAUUAUGCGUACAUCAGCGACGCCUUCGGACCAUUACCGGCCUUCCUGUACCUCUGGGUAGCCUUGUUCAUUUUAGUGCCAACUGGAAACGCUAUUACGGCACUCACAUUCGCGCAGUAUAUCCUGCAACCCUUAUGGCCUGGAUGCGAACCACCGUACGAGGCGGUACGACUCCUUGCCGCCGUCAUCACGUGUCUGUUAACUGCCAUUAAUUGUUACAACGUCAAGUGGGCGACCAGGGUGCAAGACAUCUUUACUGCCACCAAGAUCUUCGCCCUCCUGAUCAUCAUGGUGGCUGGAUUCUGGUGGCUCUGCAUGGGUCACACGGAGAACUUCCACCGUCCGAUGGCCGGUACUAAUACCCAGCCCGGUUACAUCGCUCUAGCAGUUUACUCCGGACUGUUCUCCUACUCCGGCUGGAAUUACCUCAACUUCGUGACGGAGGAACUCAAAGACCCCUACAAGAAUCUUCCUAAAGCGAUCUGUAUAUCGUUGCCGCUGGUGACAGUGAUCUACGUUCUCGCCAACGUCGCCUACUUCGUCGUACUAACACAAGACGAGAUACUCGCGUCGAAUGCUGUUGCCGUUACCUUCGGCGAUAAACUGCUGGGUGUUAUGUCUUGGAUCAUGCCGUUCUUCGUGGCGUGUUCAACUUUCGGGGCGUUGAACGGAGCGAUUUUCGCGUCUUCCAGGCUGUUCUUCGUCGGCGCCCGAAACGGACAUCUUCCCACUGCCAUUGCUCUAAUCAAUGUCCGCAACUUGACGCCAAUGCCAUCCCUUAUCUUCCUUUGCAUUAUCACCCUGAUACUCCUCAUCAUAAAGGAUGUCUACGUACUAAUAAAUUAUGUCAGCUUCGUUGAGGCUCUAUUUACCACACUCUCCGUAUCUGGUCUCCUGUGGCUGCGUUACAAGAAGCCCGAUCUUCAUCGUCCCAUAAAGGUACGUACAAGCGUUUUCGAAGAAUCAUCUACAAUAUUUUCCAUUAUUCCGUUUAAUCGCACGCGAGCAAAUCUUAUUGCAGUAAAAUCUUACGUCACACAUUUCGUCUUCCAGGUCUCCAUAGUCUUGCCGAUCAUCUUCUUCAUAAUCUGUGCCUUUUUGGUAACUUUCCCGUGCUACGUCUCACCGUGGGAGGUGGGUGUGGGCAUAAUAAUAAUCCUAUUUGGCAUUCCAAUGUACUGGAUCUUCAUCUAUUGGCAAGCGAAGCCCGCGUGGCUCGUGAAUGGGUCCCGUAAGUUACACACACGUGUCAGUUUUAGAGACCGCGUGCAGCGCGUCAAUCGUUGAAACGAUUUACAUAAUUAAUGUUAUCAUGUGAUUUUUCGCAGGGAAUUUCAACAUGAUGUGCGCCAAAUUGUUCAUGUGCGUAGAAGAGGAUAAGAGCGAGUAAAUGCGCUGUGAGUUACAAUGAAAAAACUUUCGGACUGACUGUGUGAAUUCACACGUGUACUUUUUUUAAGUAGAUAAAUUGUGCUCAAGAAAUCGAAAUGUCAAUUACAACGAACGGAAUAUCGAACGCUAGCAACUAUUGUACGACUGCAUAAUUGCGAAAAUAUUAACGAUAAUGCACGUACGAGCAAAAAACAUGGCGUUUCUCGAUAAUAGAUAUUUUAUAUAUUAUAUAGAUAGAUAACAGUCUUUCCACCUUUAUGAUGGUUCCUCUGUCAAAAAUCUGGUGCGUAUGUAUUAAAAAUAUUUAUAAAAAUAUUUUAAAUACACGUGAUCUGUACAUGCGCGCCAGAUUUUUCAUUGGCAUUACGCUGGACUGCGCAAACAUAAUAACGUAGCAUAAUGAUAUACAUAUAUAUUGUAAAAGUAUUUGUAAUUUGAAAGGAUUUAGCAAGAUUAUUGAAUUUUAUCAAGGAUUGACAUUGAUAUGAUUUUAGCAAGUUCAGUUUUCUCUUGGAGACUUUUCAUGCCAAUUACCGCGUUUGAUUUAUUUAACACGGAUACGUGAGGAUUAUUAUUAUCGCACGCUUAUGGCAUCUGAAAUUGGUGAAAUUGUAUUAGUCCCGAUCCUCGAAUAAUGUACAUAUCGCGGAAUAAUGUAAACUUUGUACAUUGCGCGCGUAAUUAUAUACUUUCGAUAAAAAAGUCUGUAUAAAGAAAAAUCGUGUUUCAACGUAUCGCACGUUUGUUUGUACACUCCACUGUUACAUCGAAUAUAUUUUUAGACACCUCUUGUUAUUAUACUAUACGCUAUAUGUUUCUAAAAAAUAUCUAGAUAUCUUUCAAUGAAAAAAAUGCUUUUUGUAUCUUUAUACGUGUAAGGAAGAUAUUUAGAUAUUCUUCGGAUCUUUUUUGAUCGUCUAUAUAUAAAAUUUGAUGACUGAUCGUUAUACAGUCUACCGAUACAUUAUUGUAUAUCAAGAAUCGAGAAUCAGACAGUACCGAUCAGGGGGAUGACACAAGCAUGAGUUUUAAAAGCACCAUGGUUACCAUGGGAAUCUUAUCGUUUUUACGACACAACUUUUGAUAUCUAUACUUUUCAAUGUAGGCUAUCGAUGUGUCAUCGGACUAUAAGAGCAUCCAUAUGCAUGUAUGCUAAUCUGAUAACUGCUCAAGUAUCGAGGAUAUCAUGGAGUAAAGUGCGUUCAGGAACGAUUAACCGUGUGCCUUUGUACGGGAGCAAGUAGGUUUUACAUUUUUUGUAAAACAAAAAAUAGAGUAAAAAUGCGCAUAAUAGCUAAAUUAUUUUCCCGACGUCGUAAAUAUUGUAAGAAUUAUACAUAGCCAUAAAUAUUAUAAGAGAUAUAUGUAUAUUAUAUAUAUAUAGCUUAAGGAAUUUUAUAUACAGAUAUAACAGACGUUUUUAAAUAGCAACUUUUUAUUCCAACAGACUUGAUAAAACGGCGCUGAAAAUCGCUCCUAAUUAUAACUUGCAAUGAAUUUGUAGAUUAAUUAACGGAGAUAAGAAGGGUUGGCGCUCUUUCCUUCCUGUAUAUUUUUAUUCAACAUUCCUAAAUUUCUCUAAAUGUACCGCAUGAUCCACUCGGUAGAAAAAUGACACGGUGUACAUGCCUGUCGUCGAGCUUUCGUAAAUGUACGGUAAAUAGGCCAAAGUACUGUUAACGUGCAUCGAAAAAAAUGACGGUCUCUCAUAUGUAUCUGUAAAUAUUUUAUUUAUAGUCAACUUUUGCGUCGCACUCGCACAUCUUUUGAGAAUCCUGUACAAACAUUAUUACUUCUCGCAUUAAAAUCGAUUAUUUAGACAA
Molecule: messenger RNA, 5971 nt
Organism: Ooceraea biroi (clonal raider ant)
Lineage: Eukaryota; Metazoa; Arthropoda; Insecta; Hymenoptera; Formicidae
Gene: mnd
Product: L-type amino acid transporter minidiscs
Biological process (GO): amino acid transmembrane transport
Cellular component (GO): membrane
Molecular function (GO): L-amino acid transmembrane transporter activity
Source: RefSeq, a predicted model, not a curated record